UCAGUGUCGUACCUUCAAAUUCAACCGGGCGCCAAAACUGAGCCGCAGUGUGGUACGCGGCUGGUACGCACGCGCACACAACGCUGUUGGUAGGAAAGCAUGCCGUCGGCCGCUGCCAAAAUCGAAAAGCAAAGCUCUUUGGAGGGCCAAGAUUCUCUAAAGAGCAUCAUCACCAUCUUUGAAAAGAAGACAAGAAACUUGGAAAAGCGAAAGGGGAAAUUGGACAACCUGAAAAAGGAGUUGGAACAGGGCAAGGAACUCAAUGAAGACCAGAAGGCGGCCGUCGGAAAGUAUGACCAAGUGUUGGAAACGCUGGAGCUGACUCGGGAACUGCAGAAAAGCGUGACGACGGUCAUGCAAGACCACCUGAAGCAGAGCAAGCGGCUGGCCCGCAAGGAGCAGCUGGAGCGGCAGCAGCGGGAGCUCCAGCGGAUGCGGGAGCUGCUGGAGGUGCAGGACGUGCUGGCGACGCUGGGGGCCCCGGAGGCGCGGCAGAGCUUUUUGGAGGGCAGCGGGGGCGCCGUGGCGCUCUCGGAGGAGGCCCUGGACCGGCUGGACCAGCUGUACCGGCUCGUCUGCCCCGACCGCGAGGAGGCCGGGGGCCAGUUCGGGCAGCACGUGAGCGCGGCCGCUGACCACGUCAUGGCACUGCUCGACGCCCGCCCCAAGGCUGUCCUCGACACCACCUACAAGGCCCUCCGUGAGAUGCUCCAGGAGAUCCAGGGGUGUGCAUACUUUGCCGGGUCCACCGGAGCGGACGAGUCCUCGGCCGGCCCCAACAAGGAAGCCGCUGAGGCUGAGGAGGAGGAGGAAGAGGAGGAGGAAGACCGCCAGCACGGGACGGCGGAAGCGGGGGAGGCCGAGAAGGUCCACCAGCCUGACCAGGACGCCUACCCCUCCGAAGCGGGCGUCCCUCCGGCGGCUGAGGCGGUGCAGGUGGCGGCGGAGGAGGUGUCCCUGCCCCCAAACCAGCCCGAGCUGCCACCGGUGCCCGUGCUGCCCCCUGGGGGAGCCCACCUGGACUUUCUGCAGGAGUCCCAAAUCGACCUGGAGUCGCCCCACAUGGAUCCCGCGGUUGUGGCGGCACACCCCAUGGCCGCCCCGCCCGCCGGCUUUGUGUUGCCGGUGGCCGACUACGACCUGGCCAGGCCCAUCCCGACCCAGACGUUCACCAACCAGAGCUUCUCCGGGCCGCCCCAGGCCCCUGUUGCGGCGGUGGCCGAACCUUGCGUGCAGAGGGACUUUGCGGGCAACCAGCUGGGCUCGGAGGGGCCCAGGAGAGGGGGCCGGAGGGGGGGAGGGGGACCCCCGAGAAUGCCCCGGAGCAACGGUUAUACCAAUGGAAAGGGUGGCCAGUGGCAGUCGAAUGGGGGAAGUCCUGGUCACGACCGGCCGGAGGGCAACAGGCCUAGACCGGCGGGACCACCCAGGGCGGCGGGUCGGGGGCCCGGCCGCGGCGGGAUGAACCAGACGGGCAGGGCGCCGCGUGGAAGCGGCAUCGCUUCGUAUGCGAAGUAGACGCACGGAUCCGGACCUCAAGAGCAGUUCCUGGAUGACAGGGCGUGAACCGAAGAGCCAAAAUGGCCGGGUGGGGGGGUUUCCAGGAAGACCCACCUCCCGGCAGGACCACUGUUUGUUGGAUGACUGCUUGUGUGCGCACGUACGGUGCUUUCUUCCGUUCUCCGACCCCGCUGCCCCCGCGUCGCCGCCAUCCUCCCUUGGCGCGCCACGGUUGCCCGCCGCAUCCCUUCUCCCUGUUGGUUUUUCUCGUCCUGGGAGGCACGUGGUAGGACAAGUCGUUUACCCCCAAGCAGAAAGGUUAUCUGCCGUUACUUGUUGAGAAGGAAUCUACAUGCUUGCACCUCUGGGCUAGGGUGGCAGUUGUAUUAAAACAAAAGUAUAGACCCUUUUCCCUCUCCAGGCUUUUUUUUUUUUUUUUUGUUUACUCGAGCUGUAUUGGGAUACUUGACUCUGUGUGUGUGUCUGGAUGUGAGAGUGUGUGUGUGAUGAGCAGGUUCCCUUUAACUUAGCCCUAAUAUAAUAAAAGCUGAGGUCGGACUUCUAGUUUCA
Molecule: messenger RNA, 2070 nt
Organism: Ixodes scapularis (black-legged tick)
Lineage: Eukaryota; Metazoa; Arthropoda; Arachnida; Ixodida; Ixodidae
Gene: Capr
Product: caprin-1
Exons: 9
Coding region: 100-1518 (472 amino acids)
Cellular component (GO): cytoplasm
Molecular function (GO): RNA binding
Source: RefSeq, a predicted model, not a curated record